Molecule: messenger RNA, 1365 nt
Organism: Lasiosphaeria miniovina
Lineage: Eukaryota; Fungi; Ascomycota; Sordariomycetes; Sordariales; Lasiosphaeriaceae
Exons: 3
Coding region: 1-1365 (454 amino acids)
Biological process (GO): regulation of transcription by RNA polymerase II
Molecular function (GO): DNA-binding transcription factor activity, RNA polymerase II-specific
Source: RefSeq, a predicted model, not a curated record
AUGGCGUCCGCGUCAUUGGCGAGCAAGCAGUCCAUCCGACCGCACCGCAAAUCUCGGACUGGCUGCAGCACCUGCAAACGCCGUAAAGUCAAGUCCCUCGCCGUGGUCGGGGCCGGCCUCGGAAGGUCUGGGCAGGUGACCGCAGGCUCCCCAACAGGUACGGCAUCCCCGCUUUCCGGUACCACGCCUACCAUGCCUACACGCAAUCCCCAGACCGUAGAGGUCGACCCGGCGCCGCCCCUAGAUGUCAACAAUGUCGAGCUGCUUCUUCACUUUCUCACCACCACGGCUGAGACCUUGGCAGGCCCGGGCUCCCACAUGCUCGAGUUCUGGAAGCGCAACGCGCCACACAUCGGUCUGAGCCACAACUUUGUGCUGCACCUCAUCUUUGCCUUGGCCGCAUUCCACCUCGCCUAUCUGGCCAGGUACGUGAGCAGUCCGGGCGAAGGAUGCGCAUCCGCCCAACCGUGCCGCCGUAGAAGCCGCGGGGAGUACUUGUCCCUCGCGCAGCAGCAUCUCACGGUCGGGCUGUCCGGGUUCUCAGCACAGCUCACCCGGGCUAGUCCCGAAAACUGCGGGGCCCUGUACCUCGGUGCCGUGCUGACAAGCUACUGUACAUUCGCGGCCGGGCCGACGAGUUCCAAAGACCUACUGGUUGGUACAGCCAACGACGCUCGGGACCCGGUCGGUAGCGACAGUAAUAGCCCGUGGAUGCCAUUCGUCUACGGCGUGCGGCUCAUGCACGAAACUUUCAGCCCGGACGUGCUCUUCACCGGGUCUAUGGCGCCACUGAACGGGGGCUCACCGAGGAGACUGUUGGAAGAUCCUAUAUACGUGCGUGAUGGCUUCCCCCGGCUGGACUGGGAGGCGGCACUGGAUGGGUUGAGGGCGUAUAUUGCGAGGGUUGGCUGGCGCGGGGAAGACCAGCAAGUCGGGGCGCCGUCUGCCCUUCCGGAGCGACCGGAGGCAGAACCUACCAAGAAGUCCAUAUCUCUCCACGCGCUUGACGGCCUCAUUGGGAUCUAUGCGGCGACGUACGGACGUCAAGGCUCUGACGGCGAGAUAACUUAUGAUGGGCCGUCCGAGAAUCAGUUCAUUUUCGGGUGGCUCUACCGCAUGGACCGAGCGUUCGUGUCGAGCGUGAGGAGGCGGGAGCCGUGUGCUAUACUGGUGCUAGCACAUUAUGCUGUGCUGCUAAACGCAGAGACCAUUCCGGGGGCGUGGUACGUCGAGAGUUGGAGGCAGCAUAUCAUUGAGGCGGUCGAUGACUUUCUCAUCGAAGAUGAGCACAGGAACUGGAUGCGGUGGCCUAUGGAGCAGGUCGUUCCCGAAAAGAGUGCCGUGGUUGGGACUGCCGUUUUCUGA